Molecule: messenger RNA, 888 nt
Organism: Electrophorus electricus (electric eel)
Lineage: Eukaryota; Metazoa; Chordata; Actinopteri; Gymnotiformes; Gymnotidae
Biological process (GO): G protein-coupled receptor signaling pathway
Cellular component (GO): membrane
Molecular function (GO): G protein-coupled receptor activity
Source: RefSeq, a predicted model, not a curated record
AUGAACGGAGCAUUGUGUGUAGAAAACACAACUGUCCGUGGCAUUCCUCUUUCAGUUGAUUUUACUCAUCCUGAAGAUUAUUUUAUCUUUACUUUCCAUAUUGUAUUUGCCACAAGCGCUUUUCUUCUAGCUGGUUCCGUGGCCAUAGGUAUUUUAAAAACGAGAGUUCUCCGAAUGCAGAACAGAUUUAUUUUCAUGAUCAACACAAGCAUUUGCGAUAUUCUAACUGGCGUCUCCGUUUAUUAUUUGUGUCUUUUUGAUGUUCAAGAAGGAUAUCCAUCCAGAAAUGGAACUUUCGGCAUUUUCCCAUCUUUGCUUGGUGUGAACAUUCUGACAUUUAUGUUUGCUCAGUUUGACCGGUACUGUGCUGUAUGUCACCCCUUCUUUUAUAACCGUUUCAUUUGUAGACCAAUUGUAAUUGGAGUUUGUGUGUAUUGUUGGUUCCAUGUUUAUAUUCAAUUGCUUGCAUCAAAUAUGGUGUCAGUUUCCGUAGCUACCAAAAUAUACGCGUUUAGCAUUGCCAGUUUACAGGUUAUAGUGCUGACUAAAGUAGUCAUGACCAUAAAAUUAUACAUCAUUGCUCGCUAUCAACUGGCACGAGAGCCACCAGGCCCGGAGAGAGAUAAUAAGAAAGAAUCCUUACGGAUUAUAAUUUUUGUAGUUAUAAUUUUUUUAACUCUCUGGACCCCUUCCUUUGUCAACAUUAUUAUAAAACAGUCGAGCAGGUACGGAAUACACUUCAGGAACGAGGGCACCAAUCUAUUCGCCAUUAUGGCGCGUUUUAACGCGAUCAGUACGUCUGCACUUUACCUCUUGGGCAGUCCUGCAUUACGCACGGCAGUUCUGCGAGUUGGUUGGCACAAAAUGUUGCCUCAGUGGACAAGGUAA